AUGAAAUGUAAGAACAUUCAGUUGCUCCCAGAUUUGCAAGUGAUUGCAAAUUUCAGUGCAGCAUGGUGUUGUCCUUGUAAGACAGUUGCUCCGUAUUACAGCGAAUUAUCUGAGGAAUACCCAUCUUUGAUGUUCUUGUUAAUUGACGUGGAUGAACUAGCUGACUUUAGUAUUUCAUGGGACUACAAGGCCACUCCAACUUUCUUCUUUCUCAAAAAUGGACAACAGAUUGACAAACUUGCGGGAGCCAACAAGCCACAGCUGCAGAAGAAGAUCAAUGCCAUUGCUGAAUCAGUCUCCAGCUCCCAGAGUCAAUGGUGAUUGCGAUUAUCUUCUCUUAAUAGUAAGAACUCAAGGGUUUUCUCCUCUUUUGACGACUGGUGGAUUAUCUGUAUACUUUGUAUUUGUGUUUUCCCACGCAUGUAAAUAUGAUCUUUUGCAU
This is a messenger RNA of Neltuma alba, 442 nucleotides long. Its product is annotated as thioredoxin H-type-like. Bases 1 to 321 code for a protein of 106 amino acids. Lineage: Eukaryota; Viridiplantae; Streptophyta; Magnoliopsida; Fabales; Fabaceae. The record is from RefSeq and is a predicted model, not a curated record. The transcript has 3 exons.